This is a messenger RNA of Monosiga brevicollis MX1, 969 nucleotides long. RefSeq lists its product as uncharacterized. The transcript has a single exon. The record is from RefSeq and is a predicted model, not a curated record. NCBI's taxonomy places the organism in Eukaryota, Choanoflagellata, Craspedida, Salpingoecidae. Bases 65 to 772 code for a protein of 235 amino acids.
CUCGUGCUUCAGAACACGACAGCAGCUAUUUUCCUACCUUGCUCGUUGGUGACGACCUGACAGGAUGGUUUGCAAGAGCUCCAAGACGGUGACGGUUCGGGACCCCCCGACCGCGCCCGAGUCUGCCUCGACCACCGAGCCACCAAGCAACGAGCCGCGUCUUCUGCUCGUGGCGUCGGACAUUAAGGACAAAAUGACCCUGAAGCUCGGCACUCUUCCCAAUGUGUUCACGGUCAUCUACGACGUCAACAAGGUCUCCCUGGCCGAUAUCGUGGACCGUGCCGAGGACAUCCACAACAACUUUAUCACCGUGGGCGUGCUCUGCCACGGAGGCCCCGGUCGCCUGCAGGUCACGCAGAAGGUGGCCAUCACUGCCGAGAACUGCGUUACCGAUGAGGAGGUCAAAAACUUUUUGUGUGGUCUGGCCAAGUUGACGUCUGAGCGCAUUGACAUUCUUGGUUGCGACGUGGCAGCGUCACCCGAGGGCAAGAAGAUGCUGAAGGAUAUUGAAGAGCUCACGGGCACGCCAGUGGCUGGAUCCGACGACAAGACGAGUGCUGCUGGCGCAGGUGCUGAUACGGCCGAUGGCAAGGGCGAUCUCUUUUUGGAGACGGCUGGCAUCGAUGUGACCAACCUCUACUUUGAUCCCGUCAAGAUCAAGGCUUGGAAGGGUGAAGCGCCCAUCCCCGCCGUCGUCGGUGUCAUGGCCAUGGGCUUUGCCAGCGGCGCUGCUUCAGCUGCCGGUGCCAAGGCAUGCUCUCUGUUCUGGUAAACGGGGCAAGUGGCUGUAUCUUAAACGACUGCAGAGGAGGCCUUGCACUUGCCAGCGUGUGGGUGCGAGUCGUCGCGUAUUCGAAUGUCAUUUCUUUUUGUGUGGGGCCUGGUGCCACCGUAAUCGUCCCUUGCUUUUCCGGCUCGUCCGAGUACCUCAUGAUUUUUCUUGUCAACCAUCAAUUUAUUCCCUUCCAU